AUGACCACUGAACUAUCCAUGACCACUGAACUAUCCAUAACCACUGGACUACACAACACCCCCUAUAUCACUGAUAUAACGACAAAGCUACCAUCACAAACAACUUUUACUACUAUGGGUCCUCCGAAAUAUAUUCCUGUAUCGCAAUCUCGGCUUCCAACUGUUGCGGAGCCGAUCGACUAUAAUUUAACGAUGAAAGUAUUCUUGCCUGGUUAUGGUUACGUUGCUGAUGAAAGAAAUGAAACAUUCGAAGGGGAAAUCGAUAUUCGAAUGAAAAUCUUGAAGGAAGUCAACCAAUUGAAGUUGAACGCAUUAGAUCUGACUUUCACUAAUUCGAAAUGCGCUCUAACAACGAUGGGAAAAGCAAUUGCAAUUGAUUCAAUAAUUGUGAAUUCUACGUUAGAAAUGAUUGAAAUCAAUCUCAAAAAUAGUUUAAACGAAGGAACUGAAGCAGUUCUAAAGCUGGUUUUUGAAGGACACCUUUCAUACAAAAAAAAGGGAUUCUUUUUCGAUAAAUAUACGGAUUCAGCCGGAAAGGAAAAAUAUAACGCUGUUACACAAUUCGAACCGAGCUAUGCAAGAAGAAUGGUCCCUUGUUUCGAUGAGCCCGCGUUCAAAGCAAAUUGGACAGUUACCGUGAUUCACCCCAAAGGAACUGUAGCAUUGUCAAACGGAAUUGAAGACAAGACAACAAAAAUUGAUAAGAAUUUCUUGAGGACAAAUUUCAAAACGACCCCUAAAAUGUCGACGUACUUGUUGGCAAUUUUCAUUUCGGAUUUUAAAUUUGUCGAAGGAAAAACAAAUAGAGGAAUUGUUUUUCGUGUUUGGGCCCGAGGAGAAAAGAUAAAGGAAGCAGAAUACGCGUUAAAAAGCGGUAUCAAGUGCCUGGAAGCUUACGAGAACUACUUUAAAAUCCCGUACGCACUACCGAAACUAGAUUUGGUAGCGUCAGUAAAUUUCAAUUCUGGAGCCAUGGAACAUUGGGGUUUAAAUAUUUACAAAGAAGAAACUUUAUUGUAUCAUCCAGAUGUUCAUCAAUUAACAAGAAAAUCUGAAGUGGCGACUAUCGUCGCCCAUGAGCUUGCUCAUCAAUGGUUCGGAAACUUGGUGACUUUGAAAUGGUGGGAGUACGUGUGGUUGAAUGAAGGAUUUGCCACUACUGGCAUUGCUCAUCCUCUUACAUUCAAAUACGAUGAUCCGAGCUAUGCAGCGACUUCAUUCGGAGCAAUUUCGUAUAGAAAGGUAUAA
This is a messenger RNA of Caenorhabditis bovis, 1248 nucleotides long. The record is from the annotation of a GenBank genome assembly. NCBI's taxonomy places the organism in Eukaryota, Metazoa, Nematoda, Chromadorea, Rhabditida, Rhabditidae.